AAUUUUCGCACAAUGGCACCUCGCUAUAAAAGCACAAUCGGUUGAUCGGACACACAUCACUCAUCGUGCAGUUUUCCAACAAAGUGCAUUCGUCCUCUAUCAACCUUCAGCAAUGGCUUCCAAAUUCGUCCUGAUCGCCGCUUCCCUGGCCUGUGUCAGCGCCGGAUACAUCCCGAGUGAUGCCUCCCAUCUGUCCUAUGCUCCGUCCACAGUCAGCUACUCCAACAUCGUCAAACAUGGUGCCCCGCUGGUGACCAAGACCAUCCUUCCGGAGCCACAGCUGUACCACGGUUAUGCUCAGGCUGCUCCAUCGAUUGUGGUCAGCAAGCCGCUGGCACUUACCAACCCUCUUCCAACCCUGGACUAUGCUGCUCCUCACUCUCUGUACCAGGCCCCAGCUCUGGUGAAGAACAUCGAGUACUCGAAGCCUCUGUCGUAUGGUCCGAUUGCCAAGACUCUGAUUGCUGAGCCGGCAUACGCCAAGACUCUGAUUGCUGAGCCGGCAUACGCCAAGACUCUGAUUGCUGAGCCGGCAUACACGAAGACCAUCGUUUCGGAGCCAAUCUACACCAAGAAUGUGUUCGCUGAGCCCAUCUAUCCGGCCAAGGCUUUGAUCGCUGAGCCAGUGUACGGCAAGAGCAUCAUCGCUCAGCCAGCUCCGAUCUAUGGCGGAAAGGUCCUGUCCUAUGGACAAAACCUCGCUUACGGUGGCAUCUAUGGCCAUGGAUUGUAA
This is a messenger RNA of Anopheles marshallii, 733 nucleotides long. RefSeq names its product adhesive plaque matrix protein-like. The record is from RefSeq and is a predicted model, not a curated record. The transcript has 2 exons. The coding region runs from base 113 to 733 and encodes 206 amino acids. NCBI's taxonomy places the organism in Eukaryota, Metazoa, Arthropoda, Insecta, Diptera, Culicidae.